Messenger RNA from Iphiclides podalirius (scarce swallowtail), 201 nucleotides. The record is from the annotation of a GenBank genome assembly. Lineage: Eukaryota; Metazoa; Arthropoda; Insecta; Lepidoptera; Papilionidae.
AUGGUUUAUUUCGUUCUAAUUUGUAUCUCCAUUCCUGUCUCGCACACUGUGGACUCCUCCAAGCGUGCCGAUGGGCGGGGCGAGCGUCCUAACCAGUCUAGGCGGACCCGUGGAAAACCACCAACCUGCCCCCGCCGCGUCCGUUGCACUCUUGCUGACGGGGGCGGGGAGGUCCACCCGAAGUGGCUGCUGUAUAUCGCC